AUGAAAGCCAAACACAAAUUUACAAUUGAUGAAACUAGAUAUAUGAUAAAAGGCUUAUUAGAAGGAUUAGCUUAUAUGCAUUCUAAAAAUAUAAUGCAUAGAGAUUUAAAGCCGGAAAAUUUGAUUUUCAAAAACAAUUCUUCAAUAGAUUUAGUUAUUGCUGAUUUAGGUUUAGGAACUAGAACUGAUGUUAAUAAAUUUAUGUUUGUUAGAUGCGGUACUCCUGGUUUUGUAGCUCCUGAGGUUAUUAAUAUUACUGAUUUUGAUUUAAAAUAUGAUUCGGUAUGUGAUUUAUUUUCUUUAGGAUUAAUUUUCCAUAUUUUACUUGUUGGAAAAUCGCCUUUUAAUGGAAAAACUUAUGAAGAAAUUCUUGCUUAAAAUAGAGCCUCAAAUAUCAUUUUAGAAGGCACUGGAUAUCUAAAAUUGCCUUUAGAAGCAUAUGAUUUAUUAAAAAAAAUGUUAAUAAAUGAUCCGAAAAAAAGAAUUACAGCUAAAAAAGCUUUAUAACAUCCCUUUUUCUAAGAAGGAAAAUAAGAGUCAUAAGAGGGUGAGAAUUUAACAGAAUAAGAUAAAAUUAAUAAACUUGAUAUUAGAUAAAAAAUGUAAAUUGCUAAUUCUCCUAUGCCUUCUCCUUAAAUUAUACCCACUAAAGGUAAAAAAAUAGUUAAAGAUGAAUAAGGACCUUUCAAAAUGCCAAAUACUCCAGUUUUAACAGGGCGAACUGAUUAGGUUUCUAAUGAAGGGGGAUUUAAUUCUCCUAGUAUCUAAAUUGAUUAAAGAUAAAUUAAAACAAUGGAAAAAUGCUCCUAAGCUGCUAAAGCCAGCCUUUUUUCACCAAAAAUUACUUUCGGAAAUAAAAAUAUUAGUAAAAUGAAUGAAUAAAUAUAAGAAUAAGAAGAGGAUGAAAGAAAAGUAGAUAAUAAAGGUUAUAAUGCAGAUAAUUGCUAAAUAUGUGAAAAAAGUUUAAGCAUAUUAAUGAAUUAUAAUGGAAUUAAAAUAGUUAAAUUUCCGAAAAAUGGAGAAAUUCAAUGA
Molecule: messenger RNA, 1032 nt
Organism: Ichthyophthirius multifiliis
Lineage: Eukaryota; Ciliophora; Oligohymenophorea; Hymenostomatida
Product: protein kinase domain protein
Exons: 7
Biological process (GO): mitotic DNA damage checkpoint signaling; protein phosphorylation
Cellular component (GO): cytoplasm; nucleus
Molecular function (GO): protein serine/threonine kinase activity; ATP binding
Source: RefSeq, a predicted model, not a curated record